Ziziphus jujuba (common jujube) is the source of this 2290-nucleotide messenger RNA. Its product is annotated as low affinity sulfate transporter 3. Gene Ontology annotation, cellular component: membrane. Gene Ontology annotation, biological process: transmembrane transport. The record is from RefSeq and is a predicted model, not a curated record. Gene Ontology annotation, molecular function: secondary active sulfate transmembrane transporter activity. NCBI's taxonomy places the organism in Eukaryota, Viridiplantae, Streptophyta, Magnoliopsida, Rosales, Rhamnaceae. The transcript is spliced from 12 exons. The coding region runs from base 127 to 2160 and encodes 677 amino acids.
ACAUCAUAUAGUAUGCCUUUAAAUUUGGUACCAUAUAAGGAAACGCUCUCAAGGUACAUAAAGCAAAUAAUUCAGAAACCCAGUUCUCCCAAACACUUCAAAUUAACAAAAUAAGAUAAGAAUUAUAUGAGUUCUGUGCCAAUGGAGACCUUCAGUGUAGAGAAGAAUCAUCAACAGCAUCAGAUGGAUGUUGAAGCAGGUGAUCGAAUUGAGAGAAGACAAUGGGUGCUUGAUUCUCCUGAUCCACCACCUCCAUGGAAGGAGCUUCUCUGUUCAAUCAGAGACACAGUUUUUCCUCCUCAACUUAUACACAACAAACACUCUUCUUCUUCUUCUUCUUCAUCUUCAUCAUUGAGAGCAACUGCGAAAUGUCUACGAUCAUUCAUGGAAAGUCUGUUUCCAAUCCUUCGUUGGGGAAAGAAUUACAAAGCUUCUAAGUUCAAAAGCGACCUGAUGGCUGGUUUAACUCUGGCUAGUCUUAGCAUUCCUCAGAGCAUUGGAUAUGCAACUCUAGCACAUAUUGAUCCUCAAUAUGGCCUCUAUACAAGCGUUGUUCCUCCUCUGAUAUAUGCUUUAAUGGGGAGCUCAAGAGAAUUAGCAAUUGGACCAGUAGCUGUGGUUUCCAUGUUGCUGUCUUCUCUGGUUCAGAAAAUUGUUGAUCCUGUAGCCAACCCUGUUGCUUACAGAGCACAAAUUUUAACUGUCACUUUCUUCGCCGGAAUCUUUCAAGCUGUGUUUGGAUGCUUUAGGUUGGGUUUUCUGGUUGAUUUUCUUUCACAUGCUGCAAUUGUUGGAUUCAUGGCAGGAGCAGCUAUUGUUAUUGGUCUUCAACAGCUCAAGGGUCUGCUAGGAAUCAAUCACUUUACUACACAAACUGAUUUGGUCUCUGUUUUGAAGUCCAUUUUCCAAUCCAUUCACCAGCCAUGGUACCCAUUGAAUAUUGUCCUCGGUUGUUCAUUCCUCAUAUUUCUCCUAAUCGCCAGGUUCAUUGGUAGAAGAAACAGAAAGCUCUUCUGGUUGCCUGCUAUAGCUCCCCUUAUAUCAGUGGUAUUGUCAACUUUGAUAGUGUACUUAACAAAAGCCGAUAAACAUGGAGUGAAAAUUGUAAAACACAUCAAAGGUGGUCUCAAUCCAAGUUCAGUUCAUCAGCUUCAACUCACCGGCCCACAUGUUGCACAAGCUGCCAAAACAGGACUCAUUUCUGCAAUCAUUGCUCUCACGGAGGCAAUUGCUGUUGGUCGAUCCUUCGCAUCAAUCAAUGGAUACCAUCUUGAUGGGAACAAGGAAAUGGUAGCUAUGGGGUGCAUGAACAUUGUUGGAUCUCUUACUUCCUGUUACGUGGCAACCGGUUCAUUCUCACGAACAGCGGUGAACUUCAGCUCAGGGUGUCAAACAGUGGUAUCGAAUAUUGUAAUGGCCAUAACGGUGCUUGUGUCGCUUGUAUUGUUUACUAAGCUCUUGUACUUCACUCCCAUGGCUAUUCUUGCUUCAAUAAUCCUGUCAGCUCUCCCUGGACUUAUUGACAUCAACGAAGCUAUUCAUAUUUGGAAGGUUGACAAAUUAGAUUUCUUGGCUUGUGUUGGUGCUUUCUUUGGUGUCUUGUUUGCUUCGGUGGAGAUUGGUCUUCUUGUUGCGGUAACAAUCUCUUUUGCAAAGAUAUUACUGAAUUCAAUUCGACCAGGGAUAGAAGCACUAGGGAGACUCCCAACAACAGAUAUCUUCUGUGAAACCAAUCAAUACCCCAUGGCUGUGAGAGCUCCAGGCAUCUUGGUCAUCCGCAUGAACUCUGGCUUACUUUGUUUUGCUAAUGCCAAUUUCGUGAGAGAAAGGAUAAUGAGGGGGGUGACAGAAGAAGAAGAUAAUGGGGUUGAAGGGAAUGCAAAAGGAAGAGCAGUUAAACUAGUAGUUCUUGAUCUAUCCAAUGUAAUGAAUAUUGACACAUCGGGAAUUUCUGCAUUGGAGGAGCUGUUAAGAAAGUUGCUUUUGCGUGGCAUAGAAUUAGCAGUUGCCAACCCAAGAUGGCAAGUGAUUCACAAGCUAAAGGUGGCAAAGUUUGUGGAUAAAAUUGGAGGAGACAAAAUUUUCCUCUCUGUUGCCGAGGCUGUCGAUGGAAGCCUUGCCUCCAAAAUGUCUACCACUCAUACUCUUACCACCUGUUGAUUCUCUGUCUUUACAUGGUCUUACAUAUUGCAGACAUACUAAAAAUCGGCUAUUACGUAAAAGGGCUAAAAAUUGUAAGACUAUACAUGUAUUAUGAGUGAAUCAGUGAAAAUGGCUUCUUCUUCCUAUA